AUGGCAUGCAGUACCAAAAGGGAUGCGAGCGAUAUUCGAGACGGGAGAACUGAGCGGCGAUUACCUGCCAUUCCCCUUGAUGCGUGGGCAUUCCGCCGUAUGGCACCUCAAGGCUCCAUCACCCCAAGUGGCCUCAUCACCGCAGAUGUGGAUGGUGACGGUGUGGAAGAGGUAAUUAUUGGCACAACAGAGGGGCAGUUGCUGUUGUUGAAGAUGGGUUACAGGACACCCGUGUAUUCUCGAACGAUUCCUGCCACGAUUUCUGUGGUUCUUUAUAGCGCAAAGACGCUUCGUCUCCUUUUGGUGACACUGGAAGGACAAUGUGAAGUGAUAGAGGGAUUCAUUACUGGCAGUAAAACUAUAGCCUGCUCAUCUCGUGGUGGGUCUACGACAUCUUCUCGCAAGAGGGAUGAAGAUGCAACCGCCGGUGUCAUGGGUUCGGAGAUGUGUUCUGGGGGAAGCCACAGCGGGGUCUACAGUGAAUGUUUGGACAAGGAGUAUCAACCCUGUGGGGCCUCUUACAUCUUUUCCAUCCCGCCAAACUGCAUUUGCGGUGAUAUUGGCGUCGAUGAGAAAAGCGGCGAGGGAAACAUUGUUUUCUUGGGAUCAUAUGAUGGUCAUGUGUACGUUUAUUCCGUUUCGCCUCUUGGUGAACGGCUUGGGUUGCUUUUUCUUCACUCCCAUGUUUCCUCCAUAAAAUCGUUUAUUGUGCCGGCCAACGGGACUGCACUGCCACCUUCCAGAGAUGACCACCUUACGUGCGCGGAAAGCAGCAGCACUACUACAGCAUCAUUUACGAUGGAAACCUGGCGCAGAUGCUCCUUAUUGCUCGUCUGCUGCAGCCAGCGUAUCGUAUUGCUUGGUGCCUCUCGGGAGGAAAUAAUGCACUGGCAGGGGCACCAUCAACCUCGAACGGUUUCGAUGGUUGGGUACGUGUGUGAGGGAUGUGCAGCAACCUCGGCGUGCAUGCGACCCACAGAUGCUGUAGGCUCUUUGACUAUAGGAAUGGAGACUCCGCUUUCUGACAGUAGCACUUCUUUAAACAAAACGGCACCAUUGGAACCCAAGUGGCAGUUUCCACUUUAUCAUUUGUCGAAGAGUAAUGUACAUCUUCCCACUGAGGAAGGUGGUAGACAGGUGGCCCCUCAGGAGGAAAGUACCGCCGAGUUGCACGCUCCGUGGUUGUUGCCCUGGAAAUAUUCGCAACAUCAAGGCAGCUCAAAUGCCACGGUGACAACACUGGAAAUUCAACAGUGUCGCCAUUCUUAUCAGCGGCAGCAUGACAGUGUUGCCAGCACCAGCACAACACAUGACCAUGGGGAAUCAUCUCCUAAGGUUAAUGACGCGGACGUGAUUAUUCGCUCACCUGCAGCUGUAGAUGUAGCAACUGCGCCACAUGCUGCGCAGUUCGCCGUUGCCACGGAGGACGGUCGUUGGUUCAUAUUCGAAAUGUUGCUCGCAGGUUCGAGCAUUGGAACGGCUUCCCCGGGGCGAAUAGGGGAUGGGCCGGUUGAAGGCUCCACAUCUUCAUUCCGUGGGACGGUUGUGUGUUUAAUGUCGGGUUGUGUCCAAGAUGCCGGAUUCGUUGAACGUGUUCGCGUCGUCAAUGUAGGAAACGAUGGGUUCCAGGCAAUCUUCCUUUCCAUGGACGGGACCUGUUAUGCCCUUGAUGCGCACAAAAAUACCGUUGUCACAUCACGGGUGAAGGCGGGUGCGCUUUCCUUUACCGUAAUGGGGUGUGCUUCAGAAAAUGGGGAAGCUGGAUCCCCUGCCGGUAACACUGCCGCUGCUGCAAUGCGUCAGAAUGAGGCGCUCUCCAGUCUUGCUCCAUGCGGAUUUUCUCUCGUUAGUGUUGCUGUUGAUGAGGUGGUGGUUUUGUCAAUUGGUGGUGAAUCGCAUGAGUGGACUCCACCAACAGGUGCGGAUGGUUUAGUUCGUGAUCGUGGGUCCUCGGCGCUUCAAACGCGCAUAUCUACGAAUGAGGGCGGUCGUGGUAUCCAUGAAGGUAGUGAACAGUCAAAUCGAAAGCUCCUUGACCAAACGGAAAACGAUGCACCCGAUGAAGAUGCUGUAAUGUUGAAGCUCGGCGCCCUGCUUCUAAAAGGUAGCCAUAACCCCGGGGAUGUUGAGCGUUUCUCGGAGGAGUACCGGCGUUUUGUUGCUCGGAAGUUUUGUGCGUUUGGCCUCACACAGAAGGAGUGGAGGAUGCUUCAGCAGCUGGGCGAGUAG
Messenger RNA from Trypanosoma brucei brucei TREU927, 2229 nucleotides. RefSeq names its product FG-GAP repeat protein; intergrin alpha chain protein. Lineage: Eukaryota; Euglenozoa; Kinetoplastea; Trypanosomatida; Trypanosomatidae. Bases 1 to 2229 code for a protein of 742 amino acids. The transcript has a single exon. The record is from RefSeq and is a predicted model, not a curated record.